AUGAGUGAAACCGAAGUUAGCAAGCGCCUACAGUCCUCCCUGGACAGUAAGAAAGGGAGGUUCAAUGAGAUCACCGCCCUGUCACAGAAGGCCAUCAACAAUGCCAUGUCCGAUCUGUUGAAAAAGCAUACGGAGCUAACUGAAGUCAAGGCUGAAUUCGAGGGAAUCGGCACUCUGGAUGCAACACUGAAGAGCAGCCAGCUUUCCCUGAAUGUUACCGGGCAGGAGAAUCUAGCAUCAAUGGAUAAGGACUUCAAAGUCAACGAUUGGACCACGGCUUGGACUUGCACUCUCGACAAGGAAGAUAUUGAUCCAACCUCCGAAGAGUUCGAGCAAGUUUCCAACCAGAUCAGUCAGCCUGGGGACUUCUCAAUCAACUCCAUAUUCUUCGCUUUCACUAUGACAACCUUGCUUUUAUCUUCAGACGAUCAUAUCAUCAACUUUGACCGGUAUCACAGCUCCUUCAACGGAGCGGACGUGACCGACGACGAAAAGACCUAUCUGAGUUUGAUUCUGGGUAAGUGGUACGUAGGUGCGGAUAGUAAGUGGCAGCACCGCCAGAAACGCACUCUGGCCUAUGCGUUACAUACGGCUAAGCCCGAGACCGUGAACAAGGAGGCGCCAUCUUUCCCCCCAACGUCUCUGAAGCUGCAAACCUACCCCUACAUCGCCCCCAAUCAGACGAAGCCGGGGGAAGGUCUUGGGGCGGUCGGCGAAAACAACAUGCUCCUCUAUCUGCAAAUGACCAAGAAUCGAUCCUUCCCAGAUGUCCGGCUUCUGGAGUAUUCGGGGAACUACGUCUCCCCGGGCAUCAACGGCACGAUUAUCAUCGAUCGGGACAUCUUCUGGGAUAGCUACCUCUGUCGAACUUCUCCCUCCCAGCUGCUGUCUGUCUUCAAUGUUUAUACAUACGCGUGGGUCGGCAGUGCGAGUAAUCCCGACAUGGCGGGAGAGCAAUGGACAAUUGCGUCGGGGAGCCAUUCUAACGACCCCAACUUUUAUGCGUGGAAGCAAAGUGCAUCCAAUCCCUUGACCUGGACAUGGGCCCCCUCAAACAAGGAACAAUCUUACCACCACACGUACAGUAAGAAAGGAUAUGGCUGGAAUAGGCUCGACAUUGAUUGCACCACAUCUAACACGCUGAGCGCCGUUCCCGGAGAGAGCAAUAUCCAUGCGAGGGGCAUUACGGACAUCAAAAUUGUAUGCCAGUCGGUUUGCACAAUCUAUCCCAUGAAUUGGGAAUACGAUUACACCAUCCAUAUCAAAAUCACUUGGCAAACCAAGAUCACUAUCUCGGCCGCCGACGGCGGCCUGAAGCUUUCUCUCAAUCUGCCCGCCGAUCUAACCAAAACCUUCCAAGUGACGGCGGAUCCGCUGAAGUUCAGGGGCGACACUGCGGGCUUUAAUCAACUGGACAGCGUCAAAGAAAGAAACCAGGGCUUACAGGACAACCUCGUGCAACAAUUCCGGAACGUCUCAUUUGGCGACGCCGAGAAAAACUUGGAGAAGGACCUCAAUACCACGGCUCGGUUUGUGAUUCCUGGCAACGCAUCCUUGUUGUAUGAGAAGCCGGUUUUCAACAACAAUGGGGAUUUGAUGAUUGAGGCCAAUUACAUAGUAUAGUGUUCGCGAUGUCUUGUUCUAGCCAUCGGCUACUAUGUAGUUAUUACGUGG
This is a messenger RNA of Daldinia vernicosa, 1674 nucleotides long. RefSeq lists its product as uncharacterized. The record is from RefSeq and is a predicted model, not a curated record. Lineage: Eukaryota; Fungi; Ascomycota; Sordariomycetes; Xylariales; Hypoxylaceae. The transcript has 7 exons. The coding region runs from base 1 to 1623 and encodes 540 amino acids.